UACGACGGCUCGCGGGGUCUGCUCGCGGCGGUUCUAAUCGCCGGAGGAAGAGGCUGGUCGCGGGCGUCUGGUCGUGACAGGGUUCGCGGGAAGCCGCGCAAUUCACGCAUGAACAAGGGUCGCCGGAAUUCUUCGCGAGAUGGAGGCGGAACUGGGCAGCGACUCACGACGUGGGAGGAGAGCGGGUCGUGGCGUUGCUGGGGUCUCGUCGCCGGCGGGGCGGCUGUUCGAUAUAUGUUCAGUAUAUGUCCCCAAUUUCUGCUGAUGAAGGUGGUUACUGAUUGUUUUUGGGACGGCAAGAUUUUAACUCCCGGGUUCAGAUUUCAUCCCACAGACGAGGAGCUCGUACUUUAUUAUCUGAAGAGGAAGAUCUGCUGUAAACGGCACCGUCUGGACGUGAUCGGUGAGCUGGACGUUUACAAGUGUGAUCCGGAAGAGUUGCCUGGGAUGUCAAAACUGAAAACCGGCGACAGACAGUGGUUCUUCUUUAGUCCCAGGGACAGGAAAUAUCCGAAUGGUGCACGUUCCAAUCGAGCCACAAGGCACGGUUACUGGAAAGCAACUGGCAAAGAUCGUGUAAUAUUGUGCGGUGCUCGUGCAGUCGGAUUAAAGAAGACCCUCGUUUUCUAUAGAGGUCGUGCCCCAAGUGGGGAGCGCACAGACUGGGUAAUGCACGAAUAUACCAUGGAUGAGGAUGAGUUGAAUAGAUGCAAGAAUGCCAAGACUUAUUAUGCCUUAUACAAGGUCUUCAAGAAGAGUGGCCCAGGUCCAAAGAACGGCGAACAAUAUGGUGCUCCAUUUAAUGAAGAGGAAUGGGAAGACGAAGAGAAUCCUGUCAUGAUUGCUAACAAGGCCGUUCUUGUAGACAAUGGCGAGACAGUCAACAGUCAACUUGUUGUGUCCUCAUUGGAGGAUGAUCUCGAGGAAAUCAUGGAAAGGAUGUUGGACGAGCCUAUCCCUCUUCAGACCCUAGCUGCUGAUGAAGAUGGGAUUUCUUUUGAAGAGUUCAUGGGGAAGUUCGAGACUGUUAGUAACUCUGUUGACUAUUCUUGUAGAGAUGUUUCAUUACCCAUGAUACAGUCAUUUGGGAUGCAGCCAAAUGUGGCAGAAGCUAAUUUUGAUCUUACGCAGUCUGGGAUUAAUGGAUUAUUAUCCUUUAGUGAGGCAUCUGAGGUCUCGUCAAUCCCGGUCAAUCAUAUGGAAAAUCCUCAUGUGAUUGAAGAGGAUUUCUUUGAAGAUUUUCUUGAAUUGGAUGAUCUGAGUGGCUCUAUUCUGACCGCACAAGAGAAGACUGAUGAUCGUGUGAUCAAUGAUUCGCAGAAUCAGGUGUUUGAUGGGUUUGAUGGUUUGAGUGAAUUCGAUUUUUACGAGGAUGCCCCUUCGAUCCUUUGUGACCUGGGACCAGUUCAUCCAAGGGAGGCUUCUCAACCUCACAUUGAUAGUUUUGUCGACAAUAGAAAUUUUGAUGCGGUCUCGAGUUUGCAGUUGGACAAUCUUGAGAACCCAACUGGGAAUUUUCUGAUGCAGCAACAAUUUAAUGAUACAGAAGGGGUUGCAUAUCGGAUGUGGACAAACGAGCAAAGUUGCAGUGUCGUAAAUGGUGCAGAAGCAAAUCAGGGACUCUGCCCAUCUCGUUCUUCAGGUACUGAAUCUUGUGGGAAUUUGAAGGAUGUAAUUUUGGAGCACCGUUGCAAAUGGAUGGUAUGGCAAGACCAUGUCAUCAUCUUCAAGGUGGUGAAAACUCUCGAGCCCAAGUGGAAAUGGGGGAGUUUGAGCCAGCUUCAAGAGCUAUAUUGUUCUGCUGCUAAAGUCUGUGUAUUGCAUCAAAAUCGAAUUAGUGGUUUUGUAAAUCAAUCUGCCGGAGCAAAUGAAAAUGGAAGUCGGGAAGAGGAUGAUGGCACAAACUCUUGGUUGUCUUCUGCUCUAUGGUCCUUUGUGGAGUCUAUACCAACGACUCCUGCCGAAGCUUCUGAGAGUGCUUUGGUAAAUAGGGCUUUUGAGCGGAUGUCUAGCUUCAGUAGGAAUGACGAGGCCGAAGUAUGUGCGGUUGGCGCCGGAGGUAAUCUCGGACCUCUCGGUUCGUCGAAAAGGCUGAAAGAUGUAAGAAAGCUUGUGGAAGACGGCUGGCAGGGAGAUCCCAGUGCUCGAGGACACGCGUUGGGAAAAUAUGGGGAGGAGAGUGAGAAGGUACGCGCGAUAAGCGGGACAAGAAGUAGCACAUAUCCUCUGCCGAGCUGCUCGUAG
Messenger RNA from Striga asiatica, 2244 nucleotides. The record is from the annotation of a GenBank genome assembly. NCBI's taxonomy places the organism in Eukaryota, Viridiplantae, Streptophyta, Magnoliopsida, Lamiales, Orobanchaceae.